This is a messenger RNA of Pollicipes pollicipes, 533 nucleotides long. RefSeq names its product lamprin 1.8-10. The transcript has 4 exons. Bases 60 to 524 code for a protein of 154 amino acids. NCBI's taxonomy places the organism in Eukaryota, Metazoa, Arthropoda, Thecostraca, Pollicipedomorpha, Pollicipedidae. The record is from RefSeq and is a predicted model, not a curated record.
CAGUAAGACUCGGAGGGCUGCGCCUGAGACGACCCACCGCCUGACGUCAACCACCCGAGAUGAAGCUUUUGCUGGCACUAGCGCUGGCUCUGUCCGCCGUCCUCGGCGACGACAGCAAAGUCAGCUCCGACCAGCCGGCCAGCGACGUCCAGUCACGCUUUGCUGGCCGGCACCUGGGCGGCGUGUACCCUGGUACCGGGUACCCUGGUACCGGGUACCCUGGUACCGGGUACCCUGGCACCGGAUACCCUGGUACCGGGUACCCUGGUACCGGAUACCCGGGCACCGGAUACCCGGGCACUGGGUACCCCGGUACCGGAUACCCUGGUGGCAACCCCUACAUACGGCCGUCGUACUGCAAGAACUGGUGCCGACGGGACAACUACUACCCAGGGCUGGGCCGGCAGCAGUACUACUGCUGCGACAGGCGCGGACCGGACGUGUACAGGCCCCAGCCGCUGGUGGUCGGCCCCCCGCGGCCCUACGUCUACCCCGGAGGACAGCAGAUCCCGUUCUCGUUUUAGAGGUGUUGC